Molecule: messenger RNA, 1476 nt
Organism: Paraglomus brasilianum
Lineage: Eukaryota; Fungi; Glomeromycota; Glomeromycetes; Paraglomerales; Paraglomeraceae
Source: the annotation of a GenBank genome assembly
AUGCCCGACAUAUACAAUAAUCAGCUUCUUGGAAACAAUCAGAUACUAAAGGAUCAAAGACAAAACAUAAAGAUGAGCGGCCCGGAAGAUCUUCCUACACCUACUAAUUCACAAUCCACAGACGGCUCGGACGAAACUGCAAGGGCUUCGACACAAGAUCAGACUCAAUUUCAAUUUGAGAGUCAUACGGGAACUCUGGAAGUCGCAAUGGAUGCCAGUCAGAACGACGAAUGGGGCGAUGAGGAUGGCGAAUUCGAAUUAGAGGAAGACAUGUCCGAAUCAGUAGUACCAACAGUUAAUGCUGAUAACGUAGUAAACGCCCCAGAUCCGAUUGUCAAAGGCGAAAACGAACAGCCAAAAUCAGUGGAGAGUUUACCAGAAACCAUAAGAUAUGGCCGUAACGCGCACAAACCAUCUAUCAAUAUACCACAUGAUCCGGAAGAAGCGAGUAAAAAUGAGUCGAAAGCCCCGCAAUCACAAAGAAGAAAGUCUUCUAGUCGACCAAAGAGGGCUGCAUCCAAAUCACCAACUGCAAUGAAACGUCCUCGUGAUCAACCGCUCGCAGAUGCAGAUGACAUUGUAUGUUCUUUAUGUCAUGAUGGGAAAUCCCCCAAGCGUAAUAGAAUAGUCCUCUGUGAUGGGUGUGAUACUCCUUAUCAUCAACAAUGUCAUGAUCCAAAGAUUGACGACCAAAUUGUAGACACUGCGGAAACCAACUGGUACUGUCACAAAUGUUCUCAACUCAAACGGCGUAAAUUGGCAACGGAUGUUUCUGGACAGGGGAUUAGUAAACAAACGAAAUAUUCGUAUCUAUACAGUUUACGGAAGGAAGAUUUAAUCGAACUACUCUUUUUUGCCGAAAACACAAGCCCUCGUCUGCCUUUUUAUCCGAGUCGUUUAAGAGAGCGUAUUGAAACGUUGUCUCCUCCGCAAGAUCAUCCACAAGCUUUUACUCCAUCGGCAACUGUUUCAUUAACGUUAGACAAUAUAAAUGGAAUAAAAGGUACGUGCGAAACAAACUCUCAAAGUCCUCCAACACAGCAAAGCGUAUCCCCAAUAUCACCUACAAUGCCGCUAACAACUCCAAAUGGCGGCGAGGAGGAGAAUAAGUACAAGAAUGCCGAACUGCCCUCUUAUGAAGAGAUGAUCGUGAGAGCUGCUACAGCAAUAAACGAUCCAAGUGGCAGUGCUCCUAAACACCUGUUUGAUUGGAUGAAUGCUAAUUACAAGCUUCACAAGAACUUUCGUGCAUCGGCUUCUCAGGCAUUACAAAAAAUUGUAAAGAAGGGUCGUCUUAUUCGAAAUGGGAGUGCAUAUAAAAUCAAUCCCGACUAUAUUCCUCCACAGAAUAAUCGUAGGAAUUCAAAAAAACCUUUGAUAACUGAUGAGCCAUCAUACAAAACACUUGCUGCUGAUGCAAUGGUUACUCCUGAAAGUGAACCCAACGAAAAUGCACUGGCUCAUCCGUCACGUUGA